This is a messenger RNA of Daucus carota subsp. sativus, 1305 nucleotides long. RefSeq lists its product as uncharacterized. Bases 1 to 1305 code for a protein of 434 amino acids. The record is from RefSeq and is a predicted model, not a curated record. Gene Ontology annotation, molecular function: acetylglucosaminyltransferase activity. Lineage: Eukaryota; Viridiplantae; Streptophyta; Magnoliopsida; Apiales; Apiaceae. The transcript is spliced from 2 exons.
AUGUCAUUGUCUAGCAAUGGAUUAGUGUCAUGGAUGUUGAGAUUAAUACUUAUUUUUGGAUUAUAUCUCUGCAUUUUAAUUUGCCUAUUCUUCUUUAGCUAUGAACCAAAAUCCCUGUCUACAGACACUAACUUAUCUCCUUAUGAUCCUGAUACCAACGUUAGCCACUUGGUUAUUGGCAUUGCAAGUUCGUUUAAGUCGUGGAGAUACAGAAAACCGUACAUUGAAUCAUGGUGGAGGCCUAAUGUGACGCGUGGUUUCAUCUUUCUUGAUAGAGCUCCAGACUAUAAGCACCUUCCGUGGCCAUCUUCUAUGCCUCCCUAUCGGAUUUCAGAGGACACUUUGAGGUACAAUGAGUUCAACAAGCACAAAGUACGACAUGUCAUCCGUAUAACACGUGUGAUUGAGGAAACAUAUAACGCAGAGAAUGGAGAUGAUGUGAGAUGGUAUGUUAUUGCUGAUGAUGAUACUAUACUUUUUGUCAAUAAUGUUGCAGAAGUUCUGAGAAAGUAUGAUCAUAAUAAGUAUUUUUAUGUGGGGAUGCCUUCAGAGUGUAUUGACUCCAAUGCUGCAUUUUCGUUUAAGAUGGCUUUUGGAGGAGCUGGUUAUGCUUUGAGCUAUCCUUUGGCGAGGGCAGUUGCAAAGAAUUUAGAUUUGUGUCUUAAAAGAUAUCCAACUUUUUAUGGAAGUGAUCAGAUUAUGCAUUCUUGUAUUGCUGAUCUUGGAGUUUCAUUAACUCUAGAAAAAGGGUUUCAUCAGAUUGAUUUGCAUCGAGACAUAUCUGGUUUACUCUCAGCUCAUCCACAAUCUCUUGCUCUUUCACUUCACCAUCUUGAUGCAGUAGACCCUAUAUUUCCUACCAUGAAUCGUAUAGAAUCAGUAAAUCAUCUCAUGAAAGCAGCAAAAGUUGAUGAAUCAAGAGUACUACAACAAUCCAUUUGUUAUGAAAUUCACAAAAACUGGACUCUCUCCAUCUCUUGGGGCUACUCCAUUCAUUUUUACGAGGCAAUUAUACCUUCAAGUAUCCUGCAGGUUCCCUUGGAGACUUUUUCUCCUAUCAGCAGAAUGGCAUGGCCAAUCUAUAUGUUCAAAACUCGACGCCUAUUAAACCAUUCUUGUGAAGCUCCACAUGUUUUCUUCUUCCAUUCUAUAGAAACAACUGAGGGGAGUCAUCUUGAAAUGAUAUACAUUCGAAGUUCACCACGUGGAUUACCUGCCUGUUUAUCUACUGGCAAUCACUCUGCAGAUCAUAUCUCUGAAAUCCGAGUCUUGGCACCAAUCAGAAGGUCUAAUGAGGUGGGAUAA